AACUUUGGCUUUUGGAAACUCAGGGAAAAAUGCGUUGGCCAGAUGUUUGCAGACUCAGGGGAAACACAUUUGCUAGGACAGGGAAAUGCGUUUGCUGGACCCAGAGACUCUGCCUCCGAAUCCAGCCCAGUGCUCUGGGUACCCAACGGCCUCUGCGGCUGGUGUCCGGAAGGGGGAAUGAGCUACUUUAAGCCGACCACAGGGGAGAUAUUAGCUUUUGAGAGACAGCGCAGGAGCCCUCUCCGUUUCCCUGAAUGUGCCCCCACUGUCAUUUCAGACAGAUUGAUGCAGCUGAGCCCGGAUUUCCUGGCAAGCCCGAGGGGAGGCUAUUCCAAAAGGAUCUCAGUCUGCAGAGGCGCAGCCUUUCCGUGUCUCAUCAGGAAAGCAAGCCCCAGACACACGCUCCCUGUUUCCAGCUGCUUGCAUAUCUUCUCUCUGCACUUUAGCAAAAAACGUGCCAAGGUGUGACGUUUAUGAACCCCAGCCACCGGGAGCCGUGCAACACAAGCCCCGUUUGGCCUGUGAUGUGGGGAGGUGAUGAAUGGGCUGUUCUGCAUUCCCUCUGGCAGGCCUGGAGCCUUAUUUAUUGCACACUGAAGUAUAAAACCACCCGGCCGGCUGCAGCGCUCGGCUCCAGCCCUGGCACUGGCCCGAGGAGACCACGGCGCCCGGAGCCCCGGCUGUCUUCUUCAGCAGGCUCCGUGGCUCUGUCGAGAAUCAUGCCGGGGCGGCUGAUCUAUUGGCACCUGCUGGCUUUGUUUUUCCUCCCAUUUUGCCUGUGUCAAGAUGAGUACAUGGAGGUGAGCGGAAGAGCUAAUAAAGUGGUGGCGAGAAUAGUGCAAAGCCACCAGCAGACCGUCCGUGGUGGCUCCCGGAGGGAGACAGUGAGAGAGCGGAGCCAUGCUAAAACUGGGACUGUGGAUAAUAACACGUCUACAGACCUAAAACCCCUGAGACCAGAUGAGCUACCGCACCCCGAGGUAGAUGACCUAGCCCAGAUCACCCCAUUCUGGGCCCAGUCUCCACCUACCGGAGGGCUGCCCCCAGACUGCAGCAAGUGUUGCCAUGGAGAUUACAGCUUCCGGGGCUACCAAGGGCCCCCUGGACCUCCCGGCCCCCCUGGCAUUCCAGGAAACCACGGAAACAACGGCAAUAACGGAGCCACUGGUCACGAAGGGGCCAAAGGGGAGAAAGGAGACAAAGGCGACCUGGGCCCACGAGGGGAGCGGGGGCAGCAUGGCCCCAAAGGAGAAAAGGGCUACCCGGGGAUUCCACCAGAACUGCAGAUUGCAUUCAUGGCUUCUCUGGCAACACACUUCACCAAUCAGAACAGCGGCAUUAUCUUCAGCAGUGUGGAGACCAACAUCGGAAACUUCUUUGAUGUCAUGACUGGUAGAUUCGGGGCCCCAGUGUCAGGUGUGUACUUCUUCACCUUCAGCAUGAUGAAGCACGAGGAUGUUGAGGAAGUGUAUGUGUACCUCAUGCACAAUGGAAAUACAGUCUUCAGUAUGUACAGCUACGAAACAAAAGGGAAAUCGGAUACGUCCAGCAACCACGCGGUGCUGAAGCUGGCCAAAGGAGAUGAGGUUUGGCUGAGAAUGGGCAAUGGCGCUCUUCACGGGGACCACCAGCGCUUCUCGACCUUUGCGGGCUUCCUGCUUUUUGAAACUAAGUGAAUAUAUGAAGAGACCAGCUCCACUUUGGGGAAGAAUUGGAGCUGAACUGGUAUUGUUAUGAUCUGAGGAACAUUAGAGUGGAGGGUUCUAUGUAUUGUAUUUUUUAAAGACACUUUUUGGUUACAUUGCUAAUCAUGUUGCAGAUACAGCAAUAAUGUGGGAUGACUCAGGGGCUCAGAAGACGAAAACACAAAACAGCUUUCUCAUGUGACCUUGACUGAUAUACUUACCACUUUUAUCACUCUUCCCUAGGCACCUGAAAGAAAAUUCCCCUCUUGAUACAGGUUGGAAAAAAUUGUUCCCAUCAGAGAAGUCACUUGCAGAGAGUUUGGGCGGCUCUGUUUUUAAUCAAAUAGUAGCUUUCAGAAACUGCUGAGGUUGGGGUUCAUCACUAUAACUCUGCAGCAAACAGGAUGCAGUGAUUAUGGUGGGGCUGGGCAAGGACAGGGGCAGUGUCAGGAUCCAAGUGCCAGAAACAUUUGCAAACCCGAGACCGGGAAGUUACACUUUGAUCCGGUGGGUCACUAUUCAUAAAUAAAGUACAGUUUUUUUUUGUUUGUUUGUUUGUUUUAGGAAUUCCUGGUAGCUUUUAGAUAGCAAAAGUAUGCACAAUGCCCACAGAUAACCGACUCAUUGUUUUUCAAUAACGAUACCGCUGUAAUUAAAUCCUAACUUCUUAGAAUUUUCUCAUGAUCCAGAAUUGGGUUGACCAGAUCUGGUUUAUGAGACUGACUCUUUGCCACUCACUGCAUUUCUUAGAGCGCAGUAGACCUUUGUUGACGCUGCCCUGCAGAACCAGCUGGGGUGAGCUGAGGUCCACAUUGCACGGAUAUCGUCACCUUCUUUUUCUCAGUCUAGAAAUUACCCUGAUGCACUUGACACACGCUGACAAGUCAUGUGGAAGAAGCUGUAGACUCAGUUACACAGUCAAACUAAUGGAUACAAAAUACAAGGGCAUUCCACUUAGGAGACAUAUGACAGUGUCUUAACCUUUUUAUUAUAAAAAGAUAUGGCUUUUCUGAUUAUUUAACCAGUAUCCACAGAGCAGCUGUGCCACUGGAGUUUUGCUUAUCCCCCAAUCUAUCCAUCAAGGGUUAAAUUAGUCACCAAAGGAAUAUUCAUGAGAAUGCACCAUCGAUACAAUCUGAAGAUAGUACCUAAAAUUGGUUUAAAGUGAAAAAAGCAUCAAUAAAGCAUGUGUUUCCCCUGAUGUGUAAUCACAUUUAAAAUGCACCAUUUGAGAGUUGCCUAUCUGACAAAUAUCACAUAAUAAAGUCCCUCAGAAGUAAUGAGCCCCUAAUUUAUUUUCUGUUACAAUUUGAAUUUCCACAGAGCUUUUAAACUGUGGGUUCACUUGGAUUGAUUACCCCAAUAUGGCUGGAGGCAGAGAAAUGAUCAACGAGGGAAGGCCACCCUAUUAGCUAAUGAUGUGUUUCAUGUUCAAUUCAGCCUUUGACCCUUUUCUUUCCAUUUGCAAAUACUUUUAAACUCUUCCUGAAUACACAUGCAAUGUGAUUUAAAGGUGAAUGGAUAUUAGCUAUAAUGUGCUUGACUGGUAAUGUUUUUGUGAUUUUGUAUAUGUCCCCCAGGCCUCACCCCUCCCUCUGGAGCGGUGGGGUCAUGAGGUUGAAGUUGACUGUUACCAAAUAUCAUAGUCUGUAAAAGUGCAUUGGCAGGAGAUGUUUGGAUGUUGCAUGCUGUCCAAAAGAAUUCCGUAUCUAAAGAACGCACACUUCAACUAAAGUACCUAGAGGAAGACAUUGGCCUGGCUUUAGAUCAAAAUGAGGCAAGAAAAAUGCAAUAAACAUUAUGUGAAAAAUAAACACACCUUUGUUAAAUAUACUGUUUUAUCAUGUUCUUAAUAAAGUUGAA
This is a messenger RNA of Phyllostomus hastatus (greater spear-nosed bat), 3548 nucleotides long. RefSeq names its product C1q and TNF related 3 (gene C1QTNF3). Lineage: Eukaryota; Metazoa; Chordata; Mammalia; Chiroptera; Phyllostomidae. Gene Ontology annotation, molecular function: protein binding. The coding region runs from base 474 to 1676 and encodes 400 amino acids. The transcript is spliced from 6 exons. The record is from RefSeq and is a predicted model, not a curated record.